AUGGUCAGCAAUAAGACUAGUGGGGGAGGUUGGCAGGGGGGGCUGCUGCUCAGGGACUGUCUGGGCAUCGGUCGAUUGGUGGCUACUCGACAUGCAGAAAUGGUGGCAAUCGAUCAGGUCCUUGACUGGUGCAAGCAACAGAACAGAGAUUACACAGAAGUGUUUGCACACUCAGUACUGUACGUCACUGUGGAGCCUUGCAUCAUGUGUGCAGCGGCCGUGCGCUUGAUGAAAAUUCCACGGGUUGUAUAUGGCUGUCGAAAUGAGCGAUUUGGAGGCUGCGGCUCAGUUUUGAGCAUCUCAUCUGAUGAUAUGGUAGACACAGGAGACCCAUUUGAAUGCGAUUCUGGCUAUCGUGCCAAAGAAGCAGUGGAACUGUUAAAAGCUUUCUACAGACAAGAAAAUCCCAAUGCACCAAAAUCAAAAGUACGGAAGAAGGACCAUCGUAAUUAG
Messenger RNA from Opisthocomus hoazin, 453 nucleotides. NCBI's taxonomy places the organism in Eukaryota, Metazoa, Chordata, Aves, Opisthocomiformes, Opisthocomidae. The record is from RefSeq and is a predicted model, not a curated record.